UGUUUCUGUGUGGAGUGUGUCGAUCUGCUCAUGGGGUCCGGAUCCGCACAGGCCGCUAUCCGCGAAGACCCCUGGAACUGCUACAUGUGCUGCAGCAGGAACGACUCGGGCCUCCUGAAGCGCAGAGACGACUGGACCUCACGACUGCAGCUGUUCUUCGCCAACAACCACGACCAGGACUUUGAACCAACAAAGUUGUAUUCACCAAUGUCAGCAGAGAAGAGGCAGCCAAUCAGAGUGCUUUCUUUAUUUGAUGGCAUCGCUACAGGGCUGCUGGUGCUGAAGGAUCUGGGCAUUCAGGUGGAGCGGUAUGUGGCAUCAGAGGUGUGUGAGGACUCCAUCACGGUGGGGAUCGUGCGACACCACGGACAUAUCAUGUAUGUGGGAGACGUCAGGAACAUCACACGCAAGCAUCUUCAGGAGUGGGGGCCGUUUGAUCUCGUGAUCGGUGGAAGCCCCUGUAACGAUCUGUCCAUCGUCAACCCUGCCAGGAAAGGCCUGUUCGAGGGCACCGGGCGUCUGUUCUUUGAGUUCUACCGGCUGCUUCAUGAAGCGCGACCCAAAGAAGGAGAUGAGCGACCGUUCUUCUGGCUGUUUGAAAAUGUCGUCGCCAUGGGAAUCAGUGACAAGAGAGACAUCUCACGCUUUCUGGAGUGUAAUCCAGUAAUGAUCGAUGCUAAGGAGGUGUCUGCUGCACACAGAGCUCGAUAUUUCUGGGGAAACUUACCUGGAAUGAACCGUCCUCUGACUGCCAUGAUGAAUGAUAGACUCGAACUGCAAGACUGUCUGGAAUAUGGACGAACAGCUAAGUUCGGAAAAGUGCGAACCAUCACAACUCGCUCAAACUCAAUAAAACAGGGCAAAGACCAGCACUACCCCGUCUACAUGAACAAUAAAGAGGAUAUCCUGUGGUGCACGGAGAUGGAGAGAGUUUUUGGCUUCCCCGUCCAUUACACAGAUGUGUCCAACAUGAGUCGUCUCGCCAGGCAAAGGCUUCUGGGAAGGUCGUGGAGCGUGCCUGUGAUUCGCCACCUCUUCGCUCCGCUAAAGGAAUACUUUGCCUGUUACUGAAGCUCCGCCCACCACACAUCAUGAUGGCGUCAUGACAUCCCUCCUCUUCCUUUCCUGCAUAUCCAAUAAGUUCCACCUUCUUGUGGUCUUCAUUUUUGCUUGUGGCCUCUGAAUGGCUGGUGCUAUCCUAAUAUUACUAUUCAACCCGCUAGACAGUCACAUUUCAGAUAUUUAUUUGAAAACAUUACUGAGAUUUUUGUCCAGAUUUUAGAUUUUCUUGUAUUUU
Sinocyclocheilus anshuiensis is the source of this 1297-nucleotide messenger RNA. Its product is annotated as DNA (cytosine-5)-methyltransferase 3A-like. The annotation marks the transcript as partial. Gene Ontology annotation, cellular component: nucleus; cytoplasm. The transcript has 9 exons. NCBI's taxonomy places the organism in Eukaryota, Metazoa, Chordata, Actinopteri, Cypriniformes, Cyprinidae. Gene Ontology annotation, molecular function: methyltransferase activity. The record is from RefSeq and is a predicted model, not a curated record. Gene Ontology annotation, biological process: negative regulation of DNA-templated transcription.